Messenger RNA from Lathyrus sativus (Indian pea), 1338 nucleotides. The record is from the annotation of a GenBank genome assembly. NCBI's taxonomy places the organism in Eukaryota, Viridiplantae, Streptophyta, Magnoliopsida, Fabales, Fabaceae.
AUGUCGUGUUCGUCUUCAUCGGGAUCGGAAGAUGAUAAUGAAGGGGUUGAGUCUUAUCGGAAAGGUGGGUACCAUGCCGUUAGAAUCGCCGAUCAGUUCGCGGCUGGGAGAUAUAUAGCUCAGAGGAAGCUUGGUUGGGGUCAAUUCUCCACCGUCUGGCUUGCUUAUGAUACUAUCACCUCUUCAUACGUUGCUCUCAAAAUCCAGAAAAGUGCGGCCGAUUUUGUUCAGGCUGCCCUCCACGAGAUCGAUGUUCUUUCAUCCAUUGCUGACGGUGACCCAUCAAAUUCAAAGUUUGUUAUUCAAUUGAUUGAUCACUUUAAGCACACAGGUCCCAAUGGGCAGCACCAUUGCAUGGUCCUUGAAUUUCUCGGCGAUAGCUUGCUUCGUUUGAUCAGAUAUACCCGUUACAAAGGUCUUCCACUGAAUAAAGUUAGAGAGAUAUGUAAAUGCGUUUUGAUUGGUUUGGAUUACUUGCAUAGUGAGCUCGGUAUAAUCCACACUGACUUAAAACCUGAAAACAUUCUUCUAUUUUCAACUAUUGACCCUGCCAAAGAUCCUUUUAGUUCUGGUUGCUCCCCAAUUUUAGAACGGCCCGUGGGAAACACAAACGGUGGACUUACAAGUCUUAUUGAGAAAAGGUUGAAGAGGAGAGCAAGGAGUGCAGUUGCUAAAAUAUCAGGAAGAACAGCUUCAAUUGAAGGUAGAGGAGAAGCUGCAAAAUCUCGUAGAAAUAUUGAUAAGAUUGACAUGAGAUGCAAGAUUGUCGAUUUUGGAAAUGCGUGUUGGGAUGAUAAGAAGUUUGCGGAAGAAAUACAAACAAGGCAGUAUAGAGCCCCUGAAGUUAUACUGAAGUCCGGAUAUUCCUUCUCUGUUGACAUGUGGUCUUUUGCUUGCAUUGCUUUUGAGCUUGCCACCGGAGAUAUGUUAUUUGCGCCCAAAGGUGGACGAGAUUAUAGCGAGGAUGAGGAUCAUCUUGCCCUGAUGAUGGAACUCCUAGGAAAGAUGCCGCGGAAGAUUGCUAUCGCUGGAGCUCAAUCCAAGGAUUACUUUGACAGACACGGUGAUCUAAAAAGGAUUCGAAGGCUAAAAUAUUGGCCACUUGACAAACUACUAAUUGAUAGAUACAAAUUUUCAGCGAACGAUGCUCGGGAGUUUUCAGAAUUUCUUUUGCCACUUUUUGAUUUUGCGCCAGAAAAACGACCAACUGCACGACAAUGCCUGCAACACCCCUGGCUGAACUGCAAGGAGUCAUCACCAAAUGAAACAAGAAACGAAUCUACCGUCGAAAAAGUUAAUGUUGGUAUGAGCAACCUUCAAAUCAAGGUAGGAAAGUGA